AUGAGCCAACAACUAGUAUUACGCUCUCUAAGACAUUCCCCAUGUUUCUUUCUCUUUCACCAUCUUACUUCUUCUAAACUUUCACCAUUACACCACCAAACCCAUCUUCUUCUUCUUCAAACACCAUCGUCAUCAUCACCACAACCCACAAAAACUCGUCGUUUCACAAUCACUGCAUCCCGCGGAAGCCUCCGAAGAGGCCAUGUUCCACCACCCACACCCGCUGCAACCCAACUCAAAGAUAGACUUCCCGAAGAACAACAACAAGAAGAUUCUUCCAUUAAGAGCCGCAACCAAAUGAAGCGUGAAGCUAAACGUGCUGUCAAAUGGGGGAUGGAUUUAGCUUCCUUCUCUUCUCCCCAAAUCAAACGAAUCCUCAGAGUGGUUUCGUUGGACCAAAUUGUUUUCGAAGCUAUUGCCUUGGUUAAGAGAAUGCGACCGGAUGUCCGCGAAGGAAGGCGGCGCCAGUUCAAUUAUAUAGGAAAAUUGCUACGGGACGUGGAACCGGAAUUAAUGGAUCGAUUAAUAAAAGCAACAAAGGAUUCUGAUCACAAAGAGCUGCAAGCUUUAACAGGCUUGGGUUCCAAUGAUCUUGAAGAUGAUGAUGAAAACUUGAUAGAAACUGAAGAAGAGGAGGAGGAUGAGGAAUAUAAAUUAUAUGAUGAGAGUCAAGUAACAAGGUGGUUUGAUGGUUUAAUCAGCAAGGACAUUCAAAUCACCAAUGAAGUUUAUUCUAUUCAAGGUGUUGAGUUUGACCGUCAGGAGUUGAGAAAGCUCGUACGCAAAGCGCACUCUGCUCAAGAAAUGAAUGCUACUAAUGGAGAAGAGGAGAAAAAAAUUGAGAUAUUAGACAUUAAGACUAAGAAGGCCCUCACUCGUUUCCUUCGGAGUCUUUCAAAGAAUAUUGCUAAUGAACAUUCUUAA
Molecule: messenger RNA, 924 nt
Organism: Lathyrus sativus (Indian pea)
Lineage: Eukaryota; Viridiplantae; Streptophyta; Magnoliopsida; Fabales; Fabaceae
Source: the annotation of a GenBank genome assembly